This is a messenger RNA of Paramisgurnus dabryanus, 2604 nucleotides long. It is a transcript of the gene hrh3, whose product is annotated as histamine receptor H3. Gene Ontology annotation, cellular component: dendrite; plasma membrane; synapse. Gene Ontology annotation, molecular function: histamine receptor activity; G protein-coupled serotonin receptor activity; G protein-coupled acetylcholine receptor activity. NCBI's taxonomy places the organism in Eukaryota, Metazoa, Chordata, Actinopteri, Cypriniformes, Cobitidae. The record is from RefSeq and is a predicted model, not a curated record. Gene Ontology annotation, biological process: G protein-coupled receptor signaling pathway, coupled to cyclic nucleotide second messenger; chemical synaptic transmission; adenylate cyclase-inhibiting G protein-coupled acetylcholine receptor signaling pathway.
CGAGCGCAAUAACAGUCAGGAGCGCAAAUGGCGCGGCAGCUUUUACGCAUUCUCGAAUAUCAUGCAUAAUUGUUUGUUGACUGUGAAAACCAGCAGCAACAGCAUGCAGUCCUCUUUAUUGUCUUUAGCACACUCUCCGGGGAUACCUACAGCUGUUUCGUUAAUGUGGAAAGCGGGAAAUCCACAGUCUAACUGGACUGUGUUGGAUAGAGAAAACAGGACGACUCCCGGUGACACGUUUGAGAACCGGCGCGCACAGUAUGGCCAGUUUUCUCCAUCCAUGUCUGUGUUUUUGACUGUGCUCAUGACGCUCCUUGUGUUUGCUACGGUCCUCGGGAAUGCGCUUGUCAUUUUAGCUUUUGUGGUGGAAAAAAGUUUACGCACGCAAGGCAACUUUUUCUUUUUGAAUUUAGCCAUAGCGGACUUUCUUGUCGGAGGGUUUUGUAUCCCAGUCUAUAUUCCCUAUGUAUUGACGGGCGAGUGGAGACUGGGCAGAGGUCUGUGUAAACUGUGGCUGGUGGUGGAUUAUAUGCUGUGUACCGCCUCAGUAUUCAAUAUCGUGCUCAUCAGUUUCGACAGGUUUCAAUCUGUCACCAAAGCGGUAAGUUACCGUUGUCAAAAAGGGAUCACCAGGGAGGCAGUUUUGAAGAUGCUCUGCGUAUGGCUUGCAGCUUUCCUCCUUUAUGGUCCAGCUAUUAUCAGUUGGGAACACAUCGCUGGAGAAAGCGUAGUGCCAGAUGGAGAGUGCUAUGCCGAGUUUUACUUCAACUGGUAUUUUUUGAUAACUGCAUCUGCUGUCGAGUUCUUCACACCUUUCAUAAGUGUCACUUAUUUCAACCUCAGCAUUUACAUUAAUAUACGCAACAGAUGCGCAGUGAGGGAGGAACAGCCAACCUACAUUCGACUCAGGAGUUUUAAGAUGAAGCCUCUGGCAGCUGGUGACGUACAGCGUGUGUUUUUUGUGAGGCCUAUCGAGGAAAGCGAGGUCAGAGACUUGCCCUCAAGGUCUCGCUGCUGCCGGUUACCAUCAAGCUCAAGGGUGUCCGCCACUGAGUUCCCCAACACCAGACAGACUAAACGAAGAGACAGCGCAAUCGCAGACCUGCCUCCCUUGCAGGUCGGGGACCAGAUCCUGACGUCCACCGAGGCACAGUUUCAUUACGUGAAUCAUUCCGGUUCACACAGACAUCGUCCUGAUACGGUUGCAAGUUUGGCCAGUCGCUUUCGCUUAUCUAGAGAUAAAAAGGUUGCCAAGUCUCUAGCUGUGAUAGUCUGUGUGUUUGGUCUGUGUUGGGCACCCUACACUCUUCUCAUGAUCAUUCGGGCAGCUUGUCACGGUCAGUGUGUCCAGCAUUACCUUUAUGAGAUCUCAUUUUGGCUGCUGUGGAUUAAUUCAUCCAUCAACCCAGUCCUGUAUCCUCUGUGCCACAGCAGUUUCAAAAGAGCCUUCAGUAAAUUGUUGUGUCCAAGCAAGACAAAAAUACAACCUCUGAACAUGGACCAGAAGUACUAAACUUAAAAGAAUGAAAACAUUUUCAAAUAGGGCUAGUCUUUUUUUAAACGUGCUUGUAUAGGAGCUUAUUGGACAUCAGUAUUUUAAAAUAGUAAUUCGCUUAAAUUGUCCAGUGAGUAUACAGUGCUUAUAUUUAUUUCUGCAUCUUUUUUCAAAACAGUAGCAGAGUAAUAUUUCUUCCAGAUUCAAUUCAUCACUGGUACCGUAAUUGAUGUCAUGUGUUGUGUACAAAUAACUGGAAGUGUCUUUAAAUUACAUUGCCAUGUUUGCCUUGAUAAAUCACUUAUUUUCUAUUCAGAUGUCAAAAUAAACUGUGCUGAUGUUAAUGCAACUAUUAUGGACUGUUAUACCUCUUUAAACUGCAGUCUACAAUGUGAAAAAAAUGAGAUGAAAUCAUAGACCAGGCCACUUUGUUCAAUGUAAUUGUAUAUCGAUUCUAAAUAGCAGAUGUACAUGGAUUGAAAGCAAGCCCUGUAGUUCCCCUAGCAACUGAGGAGAAGACUAAAUCAAGAUAAAGAUGACUCAUUUCAUAUAAUUAUAUAAAAGGUAACAAAUUUAUAAAGAUUUAUUUUGGAACUUAUAGCAAAGUCUAAACAAUUGUCCCUAAUGAACUAGUGAAGUCUACAAUGCAGUAAGAUUGAGUUGAAACAAAGAGACAUGCAAAUGGAAAGAGGAAAACAAAGUACUCCUAAUCAGUGGCGACCGGUGACUUCUCUUCCAAGGGGGCGCAAAUUUAAAAUGUGUUCGGAUUCUUGUGUGUUGCACGGUGUUGGCGUGAACCACGUGCAUCAUGUGUCUUGUCAAAAAUCCUGUCUUCUGCACACUUGUCAAAAGGAUUUAUGAUAAAAGAGACGCUCACGUUCACGAAAUACUCGCAAAACACUAACUUAACAUUAAACACGUUUUUUUUAAAUGACGCUUGAUGCACAUAAGUUUAUAUGACACGCUGAACAUAUAUUUGAAAUGACAAGCCACACACAUGAUGAGCUAAAUACAUGUUAUGAAGAGCUUUGCAUCAUGAAAAAGAAGUCACUGGCCGCCACGAGGGCUGUGCUUAAAAUUCGCCUACGAUUCUUGUGCGGGUUUCAUCA